CUCACGCAUUUUCUGAACUAAUGGCUCUCCGGUGGAUCUCCCACAGCUUCGUCGGAACGUCUCAUCUGCACGCCUUGCUGGUUGCAGUCGCGCUGUGUCUGCUUGGACUUCUCGUGUGCUUUGUCGUUGUACCCGCCACAGCAGAGUGGAUAAAAACCUGGCUGGCUCUUAGGCCGCUGCCAGGACCAUGGGAUGGCGUUCCUUUCUGGUUCUCCGCUGUCGCUUACUGGAACAAAAGUCGAGAGUACAGCGCUAAGGACGCCGCCGUCGGGUUAUUUAGUGUCAUAUGUGAACUGUGCGAAACUUAUAAAGGAAAGACAUUCAAGGCCUACAUGGGCAUGCUACCCAUCGUAGUUCUUCACACUCCUGAAGCAGUCGAGCCACUUCUCUCCAGCAAGGACAACUUGGCGAAGCCGGACAUGUACAAUUUUAUAGCUGCCUGGCUUGGGCCAAACAAUCUUCUGACAAGCCGAGGGGAGCCUUGGAGGCAAAAGCGCAAAAUAUUCACCCCCGCAUUCCACGCACGUGUGCUCGACACCUACAUGGACGUUUUCCACAGCAACAGCGAAGGUUUCGUUCACCAAAUCGAACAGUUCAUGCAAAGCUACCCAAAUGAACCUUUCGGCUGUUUUAAGGGGCUUCAGAAAUGCUUCGUGGACAUCAUGGCCCGUGUAUGUAUGGGAGUCGAGCUGCAUACGCAACAAGACAAAAGAAACUUCUUCGGCAACUGCUUCAACCGGCUGUCAUACCUGACUGCUAUUCGUGGUUGCCGACCUUGGCUCUGGAUGCAACAAGUCUACGACAUGACGAAAGAAGGAAAAGUGUUCAAGAGCACCGUGCAAAAGAUGCAGAUGUUCAGUUAUUCGGUACUCAGAGUAAGGAAAGAAUGGCUUCUCAAAAACCACUCGACAAACACGAAGGACAUGAACCUGAAAAGAGAUUCCACACCGUCCGAGUCCCCUUCGCUGUUCUUGGACGCCUUGCUGGCUUGGAACAUCAGGGACCCCGCUUAUUCCAUCGAGGAAAUAAAGAACGACGUUGACUCUAUCAUAUUCGCGGGCACCGACUCAACUGCGUCGGGUGUAAGCUGGACCAUCUAUCUGCUGGGUCUUCACCCGUCCAAGUUGGCGAAAGUUCACGAAGAGCUGGACCGAGUUCUCGGACGAGACAAAGAUGGAGUUAUCAGAAGCGAUGAUCUUCUGCAGCUUAAUUACCUCGAAUGCUGCCUGAAGGAGUCCCUUCGCCUUUACCCACCAUUCCCGCUUUUCGGAAGGAAACUAGAACACGACAUGAUAAUAGAUGGCUACCGCCUUCCCAAAGGCCUGACUUGUUUCGUCAACCUCUACAGUCUGCACAGAGACCCCAGACACUUCCGGCAGCCCGACAGCUUCUUCCCUGAGCGCUUCCUGGGCGAGGAGUUUGCGCAGCGCCAUCCCUACUCCUACAUCCCAUUCUCGGCGGGACCCAAGAACUGCCUAGGUCAACGCUUCUUCAUGCAAGAGGCAAAGCUGUUGCUGGCGAAGGUUUUAUCCAAAUUCAGCGUGGAGUCAACGAAACCUGUGGAAGAACUCAAGAUCACAUACGAAGUCGUUCUCAAAGCCAGGGGAAGUCUGCGUGUCUGGUUUCGCACGAGGAAUGCGGCAGAUGUGGAGCACUCACCACAGAAUUGCACUGCACUGUCAUGUCGUACUCGUGUUCCUUGUUCAUAGCAAUGAGAAGGAGAAAAGAACCAGAGGUACAAAAA
Molecule: messenger RNA, 1744 nt
Organism: Dermacentor silvarum
Lineage: Eukaryota; Metazoa; Arthropoda; Arachnida; Ixodida; Ixodidae
Product: cytochrome P450 4V2
Exons: 11
Coding region: 21-1709 (562 amino acids)
Molecular function (GO): iron ion binding; heme binding; oxidoreductase activity, acting on paired donors, with incorporation or reduction of molecular oxygen
Source: RefSeq, a predicted model, not a curated record